CACAAAGUAAUGGGUGGAGGAGCGCUAUAAAAUGGGAUGUCAAGCCCCAGGCUACAUCAACAAACCUCUUUGGCACAGACACAUCUUUUCAUCUGAAGAACUUGACAGGUGCAGUUUGCAUAAUCGAACGCUGAGCAUCAAGGCUCUAGGGCUCGCCUCCCAUCCCAGGAGAACAAUACAAGACUGAGGGGGAGGCAGAAAUAACACGGAGUCAUGUCUGACUCUGAGACCAUUGAGACAGCCGCUCUGGGCCGACCAUUCCAACUGGGGAUGCUGUAUGACUGUCGCAGGGAUGUCCUCAUUCCAGGUAUCACACUCUGGGAUUCUGAAAUGCUACAGAACGACAUAAAUGUCUCUCCACAACCUAACACUGAUUUCAAAAUCAUUGCUUCCGACUCAAGUGAAGCCAAGUCAGAAGCUUUGAAUGUGUCUGCAUCUCUGGAGGCCAGUUUCCUUGGUGGUUUAGUCAGUGUGAAGGGUUCUGCUGAAUUCCUACAUGAUAAAAAGACCUCAAAGCAUCAGUCUAGGGUUUCUCUGCAGUACCGUACCACCACUCGCUUCGAGCAGCUGACCAUGGACCACCUGGGGGCAGGAAAUGUGAAACACUGUAAUGUCUUCCGAGAGGGUUCUGCCACACAUGUGGUGACUGCCAUUCUCUAUGGUGCACAAGCCUUCUUUGUUUUUGACCGUGAGGUUUCCUCAGGAGAAAACCACCAGGAUAUUCAGGGAAACCUGCAAGCCACAAUAAAGAAGAUUCCCCUCAUAACAAUAGAAGGGCAGGCAUCACUGAAGAUGAGCGAGGAAGAGAAGCAACAGGCCAAUACAUUCAGCUGCACUUUCCAUGGUGAUUUUGCACUAGAAAACAACCCUGUCACAUUUGAAGAUGCCACCAGGCUGUAUGCCGGCCUGCCACGUCUGUUAGGAGAAAAGGGAGAACAUGCUGUGCCCAUGACUGUCUGGCUCUAUCCUCUCAAGAACCUGGACUCUGCAGCGGCCCAGCUAGUCAGGCAGAUCAGUGUUAGCCUGGUGUGUCGCGCACAGCGAAUCUUAGACGGGCUGGACAACACUGAUGUACUAUUCCGGGACUUGAUGAUGGAAGGCAUGGCUAUCAAGUUCCCUGAAAUCAAAGCCAAGCUCAGCAAGUUCAGGGACUUGUGCUCAGAGUACAAGCUGGUUUUCCAGAAAGGCCUUUGCAAGGUUCUUCCCAACAUAAGAGGAGGAGGUAUGGAAGAAGAAGAGCUGAUAAAAAUGCUCAACAGUAAGGAACGCUCUCCAUUCCAGAAUGACCUUAUGAUCACGUACCUGGAUGACAGAGAGAGAGAGAUGAAUGUUGUCAGCUCUUACCUUGACAUAAUGAAAGAGGUACAAGUUGUGUACUCAAGUAGUGAAUUGGAUGGAAUAGUGCUUGAUCAAGCUAAAGAUCAUGUAGUGUGCUUUGCAUUCUCCUCUUUGAAGGACAAAGAUGAGUAUUUGGUAGACUUGGAGAACUACUUGCUGGAAGAAUCAAAGAGUGAUUCUUCAGUGAUACCAUACGACCCCAACGCAGUUGGGAAAUCAGCAGCAGAAAAGUGGUUUCGCUCGGGGGAGGUAACCACCCUAACCAGGCAAGUCAUACAACUGUUCCUAGACUUCAAAGAGUCAAACAAAGACAGAGAAAAUAUUGCAUUCUGCAUUGCAUCGAUUCCAAGCAAAUGCAUCACUGCGUCCUCCAUCCAUGUCUAUGAGAGAGGGACAUUGUUGAGUCCCCAGUUUGAACUGCCAUCAAAGCCAGGUGUCCCCACCAUCAAGAGUCUGGAGCAUGACUGUGUCCACGUGCAAAUCAUCCCUCCCCACCUUGGCAUCAAGUCUGUGGAGUCGUACCAGGUUUUGUACCAGGCUGUGCAGGCUGAAUCUGAGUGGACAGAGAUCAAAGCUGAUGCUACCACUAACCAGGUCACCAUCAGACGUUUGCAUCCCUAUAAAGACUAUCGCUUCAGCUGCAGGGCAGUGUGUAGACCUGGUGUGAGCCUCUCCAGUGACUGGACAGAAUACUUCAGGACCCGCCCAUGUAGCCCCCCUGGACCACCCACGGAGAAAAACCUGGAAUAUGAAAGUAUCAGAGUGAACUGGGACAUUCCUACCAUGGUGGGAGACUAUAUUGAAGUCAUAGGCUAUGAGACUGACUACAGAGAGUGUGCGAAGUCUGUUGACAAUAAGAUGUGGCACACCAUCAAAACCACCACCAGAGAGUGCACACUGGAAGGUCUAAAGCCUGAAACUGCUUACAGUGUCAGAGUCUCUGCUAACUGUGGCGAAGCAGGGAAGAGUCUACCCAGUCCUGAGGCAGUGCUGACUACCAUCAGGGCUUCUGACGCCCAACCGAAGAGGAGCCAAUCAACAGGAGCAAGAAGUGAGGAAUUUCUGAAGAAAUCAGAGAAGGUUAAGAAAGGCAACCCAUCAAUCUAUAGGCUGAAUCUGGAACAGAAGUUGGAUGCAAUGGAACAUUUUGAACAGUACACAUUUGGAGGGAAGGUUGAGAAAGGGAAUAACAAGGUAAUCCUGCUUCUGGGGUCCACGGGUGCAGGAAAAACCACUCUGGUCAAUGUCAUGAUCAACUACAUUCUCGGGGUGAAGUGGGAAGAUCACUACCGCUUUAAGCUCAUCCAUGAGGUGACCAACAGGUCACAGGCUGAGAGCCAGACUUCAAUCGUAACAUCAUACGAGCUCUACAACCAGCCAGGCUUUCAGAUUCCUUAUUCUCUGACCAUUAUUGACACACCAGGGUUCGGAGACACUAGAGGAAUGGCACAUGAUAAACUAAUCACACAGCAAGUUAAGGAAUUCUUGUGUAAUCCUUUAGGGAUUGAUCACAUUGAUGCAGUCUGCUUUGUAGUGCAGGCAUCCCUCGCUCGUCUCAGUGCCAAUCAGAAAUACAUAUUUGACUCCAUCCUGUCCAUUUUUGGAAAGGACAUUGCUGAUAACAUCCUGAUGCUUGUGACAUUUGCUGAUGGGAAGGACAUACCUGUGCUGGAGGCCAUCCAAGCUGCAGACCUUCCCUGUAAAAAAAAUAAUAAGGGAUUCCCAACCCAUUUCAAAUUCAACAAUUCAGUUCUGCUCUCUCAGAAAAUAGAAGAAGACAUAAGCUCUGAAGGAGAUGGUUCAGAGGAUGAUAAUGAGGAAGGACUAGAGAAGAUUGUCUGGAGGUCAACUUUUAAGCAGAUGAAAGCUUUCUUCAAAGCCUUGGAAAGCAAUGAGAGCAAAGAUCUAACAAUGACCAAGAAAGUGUUGGAAGAACGUGAGCGUUUGGAGAAGGCCAUGACACAAUUGACCCCUCAGAUCACAGCAGGUUUGUCAAAGCUGAAUGAGAUCAAAAUGUUCGAACAGUGCCUGCAGAACGAGGACGAGAACAUGAAACAGAACCAAGACUUUGAGACAGAGGUAGAGGUUCUAGUUGCGAAGAGGACCAAAUUAAGUUGUUUUGCUACAAACUGCAUUGUUUGCAAGUUCUCAUGCCACACCAGCUGCUUUCUGCCUAACGAGGAUGACACCAAAAAAUGUGCCGUGAUGGAUGGUGAUGGUAACUGUGUCAUGUGUCCAGGAAACUGCUCUUACCUUAACCACGACAAGGAAAAAGCCUUAUGGACAUAUGAAACUAAGACAGAGAAAAAGACCAUUAAAGAGUUGAAGGACAACUUCAUGAAGGCACAGGGCAAGUUUAUGAACAACAAGCAGAUGCUGGAGAAGAUUGAAGAUGAGUACAUUGUAAUCGAGGACAAGCUGAAAUACUUGAUCAAGCUGUCCUCCAAUUGUCUUAAGAGGCUGAAUGAGAUUGCACUGAAGCCAAGCUCUCUCUCCACUGUGGAGUACAUCGAGAUACUCAUUCGCACCGAAGAGGACCAACGCAAGCCAGGCUUCGAAGAUCGCAUCGUAGGGUUGAAGAAAAUGAAAUAUGAGUCUGAGCUUCUAGAGAAGAUGGCAAGAGGAGAGGAACUACUCCCCGAUGAGCGACGCAAGGUUAAGGAGAAACAAGACAGACUGCAGAAGAUCACAAAAAGACUCAACCAAUUGCAGAAAGCAGUCAGAGAUUGGCCAGGGAAGAAGUAGGCCGAACUCAAUGUCAAAGUCCAUGAUCUCACCCUGCUUCCGACUGGCACGCUCGGUGGCUUGAGCUAAUCAAGUGAAUGCAUCACAAUGCAGUUAAAUUUGUGUUAUUAAAUCAGAUAUAUCUCUAGACCCAGUCAAUUGUCAGCUUACUGGGGAUAAUUGCAAUGCUUUGUAUUAAAACGAGCAUCACGUAAACUCUCAGUUGACACAUUUUCAACAUUAAGUGAGUAAACUUGUGCGAGCCAGAACGGCCAACAGAACAGGAGCCUGCCUGAGGCAGUUUGAUGUACAAACACACCCCCUGGACAGCUAGUCUAUCACAUGUUCUACAGUAGUUCAUCUAAAUGAAGCAGCUGAACUUGCUACUGAUUGUUAAUGAUUAUCAUAAGAGAAAUGAAUGCAGAAAUAAAGCAGACAUUCAUAUAAAUAUAGAGACCUACUUUCCCCUCGGGAUGUAAUAAAGUAUCUAUCUAUCAAAAUGUA
Messenger RNA from Oncorhynchus masou masou (cherry salmon), 4566 nucleotides. RefSeq lists its product as uncharacterized. Bases 214 to 4083 code for a protein of 1289 amino acids. The transcript is spliced from 4 exons. The record is from RefSeq and is a predicted model, not a curated record. Gene Ontology annotation, molecular function: protein binding; GTP binding. NCBI's taxonomy places the organism in Eukaryota, Metazoa, Chordata, Actinopteri, Salmoniformes, Salmonidae.